AAGUCCCGCCCUUGCCGCGCAGCGGACGUCGCCGCCGCCGCCGCCGCCGCGUACCUGGCCCAGUCCGGGAGAGGCGGGUGGGUGAGGGCCUCGGCUUGCCUUUGCCCCUGUUUCGACCGUGCGAGAGCUGAUUGCGGAGCUGCCAUGAUUGAAGUGGUAGCAGAGCUGAGCCGGGGUCCUGUAUUUCUGGCGGGGGAGGCGCUGGAGUGUGUGGUGACCGUCAGCAAUCCUCUGCCCCCCACAGCCACUUCUGCAUCCAGUGAGGCUCUGGCCUGGGCCAGUGCACAGAUCCACUGCCAGUUCCAUGCCAGUGAGAACCGAGUAGCACUGCCUCCCCCUGACUCUAGUCAGCCAGAUGUCCAGCCUGACAGCCAGACUGUCUUUCUGCCACAUCGAGGUGAGAAGGGUCAGUGUAUCCUUUCUACUCCACCAAAAAUUCUAUUCUGUGACCUGAGGCUAGACCCUGGAGAGUCCAAAUCAUACUCCUAUAGUGAAGUGCUGCCCAUAGAAGGACCACCUUCUUUUCGGGGACAGUCAGUCAAGUAUGUCUACAAACUGACCAUUGGCUGCCAGCGUGUCAACUCACCCAUCACUUUACUCAGAGUCCCUCUGAGGGUUCUAGUGCUGACUGGCCUUCAAGAAGUCUGGUUUCCCCAGGAUGAGGCUGUAGCCCCAUCCAGUCCAUUCUUGGAGGAGGAUGAAGGUGGGAAGAAGGACUCAUGGCUGGCUGAGCUGGCUGGGGAGCGCCUCAUGGCUGCCACAUCCUGCCGUAGCCUCCAUCUAUACAAUAUCAGUGAUGGCCGAGGGAAAGUUGGGACAUUUGGCAUCUUCAAAUCUGUGUACAGACUUGGCGAGGACGUGGUGGGAACCUUAAACUUAGGGGAAGGAACUGUAGCUUGUUUGCAGUUUUCGGUAAGCUUACAGACGGAGGAACGUGUACAGCCUGAGUACCAGCGGCGCCGUGGGGCAGGGGGUGUCCCCUCUGUGUCCCAUGUGACUCAUGCCCGGCACCAGGAGUCCUGCCUACAUACAACCAGAACCAGCUUCUCCCUCCCCAUCCCUCUCAGCUCCACCCCAGGCUUCUGCACAGCCAUUGUGUCCCUGAAAUGGCGAUUACAUUUUGAAUUUGUAACAUCCCGAGAACCGGGAUUGGUACUCCUACCCUCUAUGGAACAGCCCGAACCUGCCACCUGGACAGGUCCUGAGCAAGUGCCUGUUGACACUUUCAGCUGGGACCUCCCUAUCAAGGUGCUGCCUACAAGCCCCACCCUGGCUUCAUAUGCCGCUCCAGGCCCCAGCACCAGCACCAUAACCAUCUGAACCGGCCCACUUACCCAUCCUGGUGCUGGUCUCUUCAGGAUGCUGAGAACGCAGCACCUGGACUCGAGUAGGACCUGCUUUUUCCACCUGAGGCCCAAUGGCAUGGACAAUGAAAGGCAGGCGUUCAGCUGUAGCAUUAAUUUAUUUAUUCAGAAUAAAUUGGCAGCUGCUAGUGGUUUCCCUGGAAGUGGCAGCAGCAGUGAGCAGUCAGCAGACGGGUGAUGAGUUCACUUUAGCUGGAGUGGGGAGCAGGAGCCCCAGGAACGGGGGUGUUGGCUGAGCCCCACUCUGGGUCAGGCCCUCCCCCUUUGCAGGGCAGCCGAGGGUCAGAUUUUUGCACCAGGGAGAAGUGGCAGGUUCCUGCUUCCUGACGUACCUCACACCCAGCGGGGAAGUCAAUGGGGUGCUGGGACCUGGGAACCAAGGAUGGGAGGGAGUCAGCACAGUGAAAGGCCACGUUUAUCUCUCCCCCAUUUGCCUCUCUCACAGCCUCCCUCCCAUAUUAUUCUUGAGUGCCCCACUGAUUGCCCUAAGAUCUCACCUACCAUAUAUGGACUUUUUUGUUUCAUAACUGGAGCAUUUUCUCUCCGGGUCUAUCCUAACCUCCCCCACUUUGUAGCCUAAAGUCUUAUCUGUCACACUCUUGUUGGCACCCUCAGAUUUGGCCAGUCUUAUUCUGCUCUUCUGUUCAUUCUCAUAUCACAGCAAUCUAGUUACUCCCUGGCCAUCCAUCAGUCACUUGUAUCAGAGUCAUUCCCUGUGGCCAUACUUAGUCACUCACGUGUCACAGCAGCCCACACCAACAGGAUGCAGACAGGUGCAGUGGAAGCAGUCCUUGCGGAGCCAAGACUCACCCAGGGUGAAAUAUUUCCCCUCAUAGUGACAGGGGGCUAGGGAAGAACGGGAAAUGUUAUUAGUGGGUGUGAAAGUGGUGGCGACAGGCAGAGUCUUCUCUGAUCUGGAGUGGGAGAGAGUAAGUGCACACUGCCCCCAUAUUUAGUUUUCUGUUUCACAGCUGGAGGGAGUCUGGGUAUUCUGACACGGGGUCCUCCCUAAGCCUCCCUCCUCCCAACACCCUCUCUGUUCCUCAUCCUUUCCUAAUUCCUUACCCCACGUUACCUUGAGCUUGGAAGUAGCACUUGCUAUGGACUCCUGGGUGCUGGAGGAGUAGAGACAUCACCAAGCAGAUGAUCCCCCAGCCUCCUAGGAUCCCCUUGGCCUGUCCAGACCAGAGCAUCCUUAGGGCCAUUUCUGUUGCACAACCCUCUUGGGCCCUUCUUGACUUCUGUUCAGGCUACUCUGGUCUUGAGUCCUUGACUUUGCUUUGCUCCUCUAGUCUUACUUUCUCUUUCUCCCUUGGGCUCCUGUCUCACACUAUCUCCCUGCCCUCUGCUCUCACAGGCUGGAGAUGUUUAUAAAGUGAGGACCCUGGCCCCCUGCUGAGUAGAGCUGGAAAAGCUAUAACUCUGUUUCCUGAGGUGAGGGCAUGAAAACAAGAGGUCUAGCUUUAA
Messenger RNA from Carlito syrichta (Philippine tarsier), 2831 nucleotides. RefSeq names its product RGP1 homolog, RAB6A GEF complex partner 1 (gene RGP1). Gene Ontology annotation, cellular component: Golgi membrane; Ric1-Rgp1 guanyl-nucleotide exchange factor complex. The record is from RefSeq and is a predicted model, not a curated record. The transcript is spliced from 9 exons. Lineage: Eukaryota; Metazoa; Chordata; Mammalia; Primates; Tarsiidae. Bases 145 to 1320 code for a protein of 391 amino acids. Gene Ontology annotation, biological process: retrograde transport, endosome to Golgi.